Messenger RNA from Hemisphaericaspora subhashii, 1794 nucleotides. It is a transcript of the gene NUP60, whose product is annotated as FG-nucleoporin. Gene Ontology annotation, molecular function: structural constituent of nuclear pore. The record is from RefSeq and is a predicted model, not a curated record. Bases 1 to 1794 code for a protein of 597 amino acids. The transcript has a single exon. Gene Ontology annotation, biological process: telomere tethering at nuclear periphery; mRNA export from nucleus in response to heat stress; poly(A)+ mRNA export from nucleus. Gene Ontology annotation, cellular component: nuclear pore nuclear basket; nuclear pore. Lineage: Eukaryota; Fungi; Ascomycota; Pichiomycetes; Serinales; Debaryomycetaceae.
AUGGAUAAUAGAAAAGUAUAUAAAUCCUAUAGAGAUAAAGUAAAGACUCUAACACAGCCCUAUUCAAUCAGUAAUAGGAAACUAUCAACAAAAGUAAAAGGUUUAUGGAACUCAAUUAAAUCAUUAUCUCAACCAUCAUCACCACCAACACCAACCACAACAGCCGCAUCAUCAAUUGAACCAUUUAAAUUCCCGGAACCUCAAAUUAGAAUUCCUGGUUCCUUUCAUGUGGACACUACUGAAACGGCAGUAGUAGAUAAAGAAACAGACAAACAGGCGGACGAUGAUGCAAAUACAAUAUUGUCCAAUUUCUUUAAAGAAAAAGGUAAUAAACCAUUAACUGAUAUUGAAUAUGAAGGAGUAGUUUCCUUGCUUUCAAAAUCUAAACAACAAGGUAAACCAUUCAAAAGACCUCACAAUAUAGAUAAUGACGACGAUACGAUAGACAAUAGUUUAGUAUCCAAUACCACCACCAAUAUCAACAAACGACAAAAAUUCGAUGCGUUUUCUACUCCCCAAAAGGCUACCCAAGAACAGCAACAACGACACACACUAAGAUUAACCCCCAAUGUAACUAUAAAUACUCCAGAAUAUAAUCCAGUCUAUCACACAAUACAUAAUGAUACUUUUGAUCGUUCUUCAAAUGCAAGUUUUAUUUGUAAUAGAAGUAUUCCUUCAAUCAAGAGAGUAUAUCAAUUUUCGGGAUUACCUUCACCUUAUAGAACACGAAUUAGGGCACCUUCUUUAACAAUAGCAAAAAGAAAACAUAGUAGACUUAAUGAUAAAGCCAACAAAACAAUGAAUAAUAUUAGUAUGUUGGAUAAUAACAAUAAUAAUACAAGUGGAUUUACAGUACCUUCAUCCACCACUUUUACAGGCAUUAAACCAUCUGCACCCACCAGUUCUGCUGCCAAGACAUUAUUAUCAAUCUUGGAUGGAAAGGACGAACAACAGCCAACAACAACAACCAUCACACAUGAAAACAAUAACAACUCAGUCGUUGAUAAAACUGACAGGUUGAAAUUAUUUUCAAAUCCAUAUUCAUCAUGUAUAAGGCCAAAGAAAUCUACCAAGGUUGAUAAAGCAAUCUCAACUGAACCAUUAACCGCAGUAGCACCAAUUGCGAAUAAACCCAUUUCGGUGACUGCUAGUGAUAUAGAGAAGACUAUCUUAUUUGAUAAGUCCGAGCCAUUGCCUUGUAGUACUACUAGUACCAGUGCUACCAAUAAAACUGAAAAAACUAAGGAAUCAUUAUUUGAUAAUAUAGAAAAGAAGAAGGAGACUAAUGGGGAAAAGGUAGAUAAGUUAGUAGAUGAGGUUGCCAAAAAGGAUGGAGAAGAAAAGAAAAAGCCAAGUUCAUUUUUAAGUAAUAAUAGCAAACCUUCUGCUGGAUUCACUUUUGGUGCAUUUAAAGCAACUACAACGAACCAACCAAAGACAUCGGAACUUAAUGGAAAUAAAUUUGGUUCAUUUAGCGAGAAGGCAGAUAAUAACAAGAAUAAUACUAGCAAACCAGCAUUUUCAUUUGGGAAUCAAAAUAAUAAUAACAUAAAUAAAGAAAUCGAGGUUGAGAAAACUCUCGAAAAGCCCAAGGCAAUGGAAAAGAAACAAUCAAUUAGUUUUGGUUCUACUAAUGGUGAUUUAACCAAGCCAUCGGUUGGUUCUUCCUUAGGAUCAUCUACAGGUACAGCCACAACUUCCAGUACAGAAUUUCAAUUUCCUGAGGUUGAAGUUGUUAAAGUUAGUUUAAAUCAAGAAGAAGUUGAGAAAUAUAAGUCGAUGUUCGAAUUUUAG